CUAAGUUACUGGUCACCAUAACUUAAGUCAUGGCACUGACCUUAUGCAUUAUCGUCCAGUAUAUGGAACUUGAAGGUCACCAGAUCACUUCGGGCAGUUACCCCACUUGACGUUCUGCCACGCUGUACAAGCUACAUCCGUAGCAAUCCCUAUGGCCCCGGAUAUCAAUAUGACCAGGGCAAGACCCAUACCGAUGACAUUGGCGGACGACUCGGCGGGACGAGUCGUCAGACCCUAUGUGGAGCCUUCUACAACCCGGAACCACCGAGACCCAGUCGCCCCACUGCCCCGACGAGUUGAUGUUCCGAUAUGUACGCACUGUAAGCAUGAUCAUAUAACACACACAGCUUCUCUGGCGCACCGAGGUCCGAGGCCACUGACAGCUCGAAGAACGUAGCGAGCACGCACACUUUGGAUGCGAUCAUGUGUUUAUAUGCUUGGCCUAGGACAUAAGAAUAAAUACAACUACAGUAGGGAUACAACAA
This is a messenger RNA of Fomitopsis serialis, 485 nucleotides long. RefSeq lists its product as uncharacterized. NCBI's taxonomy places the organism in Eukaryota, Fungi, Basidiomycota, Agaricomycetes, Polyporales, Fomitopsidaceae. The record is from RefSeq and is a predicted model, not a curated record. The transcript is spliced from 2 exons. The coding region runs from base 152 to 397 and encodes 81 amino acids.